AUGCCGUCCGCCGAGACGGGGGCAGCCCUUUGCAACCGCUGCAAGACAAAUGAAGCCUUGCACACAAUGCGCAAUGAAACCGUAUGCUCACCAUGCUUCAAAUCCUUCAUCUCCCUCAAGGCCGUCAAGCGCCUUGAGCAGCUACAGCGCGAUACGCGCACAGGCGGCAGCGGCAGCGGAAGCGGAGGGCAAGGAGGAUCAUCGGGCCCGCCUCGCACCCAACGGUACCUCCUGGCCCUGUCGCCCGGUGGGGUGAGCUCGACGGCCCUGCUGAGCGCCCUGUGGGAGAAUCAGCGACAGCAGCGCGAGCGCGGCCAAAAGGUGCGGUUUGAGCUGCUCGUCGCCGUCGUCGAUACCGAGCUGAGGGGUGGUGGUGGUGGUGAUGACGACGAGACGACAUCUGCUGCUGCUGCUGCUGCUGCCAAUGAUGAAGCCGCCUUCUUUGCCCGCUAUGCCGAGCGCUUCCCGGGCACGCAGUUCCGGCGCGUGGCGCUCGAGGAUGCGCUGGGUCUCGAUACGGUGGACUGGACGGCCCUGCCCAGCGUGGACACGUCUCUGGCCUCUCCGGCCCGGCGCCUCGCGGACCUGCUCUCGCGCCUCCCGUCGACCACGUCGCGGGCCGACGUGGUGCGCCUGCUGAUCCGGCACCUCCUCGUCCAGACCGCCGUCCAGGCGUCCUGCGGCGUUGUGCUCAUGGGCUACAAUACCACGUCGUUGGCCGAGCUGACCCUGUCCGAGACGGCCAAGGGGCGCGGCUUUGCGGUGCCGUGGGGUGUGAAUGACGGUUGGGUAAACCUGCCGCGCGUGAAAAGACUGCCACCGAGGGCUGAGACGGCAGAAGGGGAAGAUAGCGCCACAAAGGAAGAAGAGGACAAGGGGGAGAUUGAUGCCAGCGUCAAAAUGCUCAUCUACCAUCCACUCCGUGAACUCUUCCGCAAGGAACUUCUCAUUUACAGCGGUCUCACAUCACCGCCACUAACGCCGCUGCUGAUCGAGAACGGCAACCGGUCGGCGGCCGUGGUAUCGCACAAGGACCUGAGCAUCGACGACGUCAUGGCGCGGUACUUUGCCGAGGUCGAGGAGAAUUACCCGAGUGUCGUCGCCAACGUGGUGCGGACCACGGGCAAGUUGAACCGUGCCGGGAAUGUCGAGAAUGGAAGCUGCGGACUCUGCGGCCUGGGGCUCGACGAGGUUGGUGAUGAGCGGUGGAGAGGAGAGCUGGGAGAGCAGAAAAACGAGAGCGAUGGCAGGGGGCGGUUGUGUUAUGGAUGCGAGAGGUCCGUCUAUGGAUGA
Molecule: messenger RNA, 1293 nt
Organism: Pestalotiopsis fici W106-1
Lineage: Eukaryota; Fungi; Ascomycota; Sordariomycetes; Amphisphaeriales; Sporocadaceae
Exons: 2
Coding region: 1-1293 (430 amino acids)
Biological process (GO): tRNA wobble position uridine thiolation
Cellular component (GO): cytosol
Molecular function (GO): tRNA binding; sulfurtransferase activity
Source: RefSeq, a predicted model, not a curated record